AUGAUGACCUCACCUAUGAAGUUUGUAACUCCUCAAGGGGCGGCUUGUCAAAGUUCUUCGACGCAUACCAAUUCACUUUCAUCAAGAAACCCAACGCCAACUCCUCAAAAACUGAAACUCAGCUGUGACCCUUGCGCCAAGCUCAAGGUUGGCUGUCCGAGGCAGCAGCCAGAAUGUGAACGCUGCAUCAACAAAGGCCGGAAAUGUGUCUACUCAUCCUCUCAGCGUGGAGGCAGAAGAAGACAGCGAAAAAAGCCAGAGAAUAUCAAUUCAAAGCUCGAACAAGCUCAGACGAACCCAGGAAUAUCACCGACUAUAUCAGCAAAUACCAAUAAAAUGGAUUCACUAUCGCCUUCCUAUGUUGAUGGGGGUUUUGUUAUCCCUGCUCUCGAAUAUGCGACCACACCAACUGUUUUUCACACGGAACCUGAUCCCAUUUGGCCAUCGGUAAAUGACAUCUUAUCAAAUCUUGCACCAUGCCAGAGCGGAAGCGGCGUCGUUCCGCCAAAUGAACAGCGUGUUGCAGAGUCACAGCUCACAUUUCGCACCAACACAAUCGAUUCCCACCUUUGGCCUCCUCUGCCGGAGCCAGAAUGUGCCAUUGAAGAAGAAUCAGAGUCUGAGAGUGAAGAUUUGCCAACUCCACGAAAGGACAUCGAGGUGGCAACCUCCAAAGCCGUUGAGGACGCUCUCCUCUUCAACCCAACUACCACACCGUCUUCGCUGCCAGCAGCUCCGGGUAGCUGCUUCCGCCGAAUAUGUGAGGCUUUUCAAAUGCUCAAGAAGCAAUCUGCUACCAAUUGCAUGUUUGGAGCUCCAGAUUCACACCCCGACGAAGAGUCAAAUGCUCUCUACCGAAAUAUUGAAUACAUUCUGGAUAGAACUGAGAGGGCUAUCGAGGAAGCCACUAUCAUCAUGAAAUGCCCAUGUCACACAGACUCUACAAUCAGGUGUGCAUUGACCCUCUUAUUGUUCGAAAUCAUCUCCUGGUACGAUACUGGAGUUAAAGAGCUGAAAGCCCAUCGAACCCAAAAUCCCUGUCAGCCUCGGAACGGUGACAAUGGCGGACCUGAAAGUCCGAGUUCUACUUCUUCAGACCGAAGUUCAAUGUCGAUUCCUCCCAUUCUGAUUGGGAGACUGAUGCUUGGUCACGAUGAGACCGUGGGAAUACUCGCACAUCUGAUACUGUCAAAGAUCAAAAAGAUUCGCGCAAUGGCACAGGAUUUGACUACGACAGGUAUUGUAGAGGUGCAAGGGGAGUCAUUGCUGGAGAGUUUGGUGGAAAGUUUUGAGGAGCUGAGGUAG
Messenger RNA from Rhinocladiella mackenziei CBS 650.93, 1305 nucleotides. RefSeq lists its product as uncharacterized. Lineage: Eukaryota; Fungi; Ascomycota; Eurotiomycetes; Chaetothyriales; Herpotrichiellaceae. The transcript has a single exon. Gene Ontology annotation, cellular component: nucleus. The record is from RefSeq and is a predicted model, not a curated record. Gene Ontology annotation, biological process: aflatoxin biosynthetic process; regulation of DNA-templated transcription. Bases 1 to 1305 code for a protein of 434 amino acids. Gene Ontology annotation, molecular function: zinc ion binding; DNA binding; DNA-binding transcription factor activity, RNA polymerase II-specific.